Molecule: messenger RNA, 5937 nt
Organism: Zerene cesonia (dogface butterfly)
Lineage: Eukaryota; Metazoa; Arthropoda; Insecta; Lepidoptera; Pieridae
Product: zinc metalloprotease ZmpB-like
Exons: 7
Coding region: 406-5250 (1614 amino acids)
Source: RefSeq, a predicted model, not a curated record
GUCGCUCGCCGGUGCACGUGACCGGGCGCCACUCGCGCGCGCACCGCGGACUCAGCCGCUUCGAAUUUCGAACGUUUGAACGUUAACCGUUCCAUUUUUGAAUUUUUUUUCGUUCCAUCACAUUUUUUAAUUGAAGUGCCAGUGGAACAAACUGUUGGAUUUUGUGCCAGUGUUGUAUUCCUUGUUUGAAAUACAGGUAGUGAGGUGCGAUCUGUGACUGUGAACGUGUACAAAACUAAAUCGAUAACUUUAACGAAUAAUCGAUAUUUCGAAAUGUUUUCACGUUGUGAAAUCAAUUAAACGAGUGCCCAUUCGAACAACAAGAACUGAAACUGUGACAUUGCUCCGCUACGCCGAGCUUCCUGAUAUCCUGUUCUUUCUUGAUGUCAGUCCGCCCCAAAACUAAUGGAUAGCCACAGCAGAUCCGCGUCGCCGCGGGAGCCAGCGCGGCCGCAACACAGGCCCCCCUCCCCGCCCGCGUCGCCCGCAGGCUUCGACAACAGAGCCUACCAACACGACGAGUCGGACCCCAACCACAACGACUCCUUCACAUCCAACGUGCCGCAUCAAAACGGCCACACGAAAGAGCCGAAUGGGGACACGAAAACUUUAGAGGCUGUCAAUUUGGAACUGAUCAAUUUGACGCCAAAGAACGGCGCGAAGAAAAAGGACGUUGAAGUAGACAUGAGUACGACGACGCCGUACGAUGAGUACUUCGUGCCAGUUAACGAGCAUAGGAAAUAUAUGAGAGGGGAAAAAUUAUACGUGACAGCCGAUAAACGAGGUGAAAAGGCUGGAUGUAAACGACCACUCUGCUGGACCUUGCUGGGACUCGUUGUGGCCGCCAUUGUUGCUCUCAUUGUGUUAGCAGCUACUGGAAUUCUCUUCUCGAAUUCUCCAACACCAUUGGAACAAUAUAACACAUCGGUCAGCUCUGUCCGAGCGUUUGGCGGCAUCGGAAGCUCUGACCACGACCACGCCAAUCAUGAACACGAUCACGAUCACGACCACGGCCACGAUCAUAACCAUGAGCAUGACCAUAACCAUGAACAGACUACGAUGGUCAGCGAGCCAGCUUCAGAAACACAAAGUGAUGAGGGACAAGAUCACAGUGUUGGUUCAGAUGAAUCGGAUAUAUCUAUGUAUGUACCACGGACUGUAGAAGGAGAGCUCAGGAUAGACAACGAAGAGUUUGUUCCCGCUUUACAGGAUCCAGAAAGUGAAGAAUACAGGGAAUUCAUAGCAAUAUUCAAUGACGCAUUAAAACGAGCUAUAUUCGAUAAAAAUAACUUAGAUAAUAACGACAAUGAGAUUACACUUGAAGUCGUAGAGAUAAGGAAUGGAUCUGUGAUCGUCACUUACAGAAUACAUUGGGCGCCAAAAUAUAACGCUGAACCCACAGAAGACCUAAUUACAGCUAAUUCACUAAGAACAAACCUUGACGCUUAUCUCGCAAGAAAUAACAGAAUGAUAAGCGUGUAUCACGUAGCUGAAGAAUCGAUUAAGGCUAGACCAGUACUGGAUAUGUGCAAAGUAAACAAUUAUGACUGUGAACACGGAUGCGAAUUUGAUGAAAUGACUCUAGAUUUUACGUGCACCUGUCCACAUGGUCAAAUGAUAGAUAUGCAUUCACCUAAAAAAUGCGUAAAUAUUUUAGAUUCUACACAAUCAAGAGGAUUUUCAGACGAUAAACUAAAAAAUCUCGGACUUGACUCUGACGCUAACACUAAAUCCCCCGUAGAUGAAGAGAAACCAGUUACACAAUCUGUAAAUGUUAUUGCUAAUACCCAAUUUGACUGGAAAGAGACGAAUUCAUCACCAACAACAACCACUACUGAAUCAGAUGGUGAAUUGAAUUUCUCUCAUAUAUUCGGGCAUCAAAGCGGACAAAACAAUUCAGAUGAAAUGCCUAAGCCUGAACCAGAACCUACGUCCGAGCCUAAUGAUAAUUCCAAGAUAUCAGCAGAAUCUGAACCAGCCGCUGAAUCUGAGCCGACGGCAGAACCUGAACCAUCUGGUGAACCAGAACCGUCUGCAGAAGCUGAACCUGCUGCAGAACCAGAACCAACAGCCGAACCAAAUUUGAGAGUAGAACCAGCCCCUGGUCCCAGUCCCGAUCAUGAAACUUAUCCUGAACCUGAACCAACUACUCAAGCAAACCCACAAACUGAGCCAAUUCCAGAACCAGAACCGGAACCGGAACCAGAACCAGAACCCACUUCUGAACCUAAUCAAGAACCUGAACCUUCAUCAGAACCUAAUCCAGAACCUGAACCUUCAUUAGAACCUGAUCCUUCUUCUGAACCUAAUCCGGAACCUGAACCUACAUCAGAACCUAAUCCAGAACCUGAACCUAAAUUAGAGCAUAAUUCGGAACCUGAAACUAAUCCAGAACCCGAACCAAAUCCUGAACCUGAGCCUACUAUCGAACCAAGUUCGGAACCUAAAUCGGGAUCUGAUUCUGCUACUGAACAAAAUAUAGAAUAUGAACCAAAAAUUGAAUCAGAAACGAGUACGGAAACAGAAACAGAACGAGCUGUUGGGUCGUUUGUUGAACCAGAAUCUGCAAUUCAACAUAAUACAGAAACAGAAUCCGCCGCAGGAUCGAAUUUUGAAGUGGAGAAUGGUGGAGAAAGUAAUUUGGAUGACGAAUCACACCCUGAACCAACCACAGAAAUAAAUCAAGAGCCAUCACUAAAUCCAGAAACUAAUCAUAUGUCAGAACCUUCCAAUUGGGUAUCAAAUGCUCAACCAGCCGCCACGACAGAAACCGUUCCAAAGUCAGAAAUAAAUAACAAUGGUAUGGAAUUGACCACAGAACAGACUGUACCUUUAGAUACAAUAUUUAAAACUGAAGCCUCAUCUUCGUUGUAUAACAGAGAAAAUGAAGAAACUAAAGAGAACGAGAUGGUGAAUGUAAGACCAGUAUUAGAUCAAAACAGUGACGAUACUGAGAAAGAAAUGGUUGACAAAAGUACAGCCAGACAUGAAGAAAGCAUUGACAAAUCUUUACUCGUGAAAUCCAGCGAACAUGACAAAAUUCCAGAUUUUAUGGAAACCACAACUACGCGAAUUUCUAUCUCGGAACCUAACAUAAUCAAUGAACCAUCAUAUGAAGCGAAACCUGAAAUUAUUACACUGAUAAGAGGUAAUCAAGACCACGUUACUAUUAAUAAUUUAAACGAAGAAACAACGACGGAGAGUGAUUGGCUUCAAAACGAUAAUGUAGAUUCACUUACAUAUUCGGACAAUCCAGCAGAAAGAUCAUCGAAGAGUAUUUAUGAUAAUAUGAGUGAAUCCACAACACAAAUAAAUAAACAUAAUGACAUGGGCGAAAUUACUUUUGAUCUUAUACAUAAUAACAAAAACCAAGAAACAGAAGCUACCACAAGGUUAGAUAACAAUUAUGAAUCGACAACCAUUAUAUCUAUGGCUGACAAUGCUCAAAAUCUUGAUUCACAAUCUGUUUACACAAGCGGUAAUGAAAUGGAUUUCAAUAAGACUGUUAUAUCAAUAAACUCCGGCAACCCGAAUAGUUCCUACGAACCGAAGCAGGCUCAAACCACAACAAUGAAAUCAGAGACUGAUAUAAACUACUCAAUAAAUACUGAUUAUAAAAUGACAAACUAUGAUCAACAUUUAAUGGAUGCAUUAGAAAAAACCAACAUGACAACUACUGAAAAUACAAUAGAAAAAAAUGUAACAAAUGAAAAUAUGGACGUUACUUUUGACACCAUAAACUCACUUUACAAUAGAACCUCAAAGUCAAUGGAAGAGACAAACAACAAUGAUAUAAAAUCAACAACAUCUAGUGAUGUUAUGGUCGAAGCAACAGAAAAAUCUACGGAAUCAGAUUGGUUAUCGGAGCCAGUAACGGAAGUAAAUUAUGAAGAUAUUAUGAAAAAAACGGAGAAUCGUGAAACUACAGAAACAACUAUGACUAAAGUUGAUGAAGUUAUAACUAAAGAACUUAAUAAAGAUGAUUUUGAACCAGAUUAUUUAAAUAACAUGGAAAGCAAUAACAGUAAAAUGUCUGAUCGAGAUGAACCUUUAUACGGCAUUUUACAUGAUUAUGACAAUGAAGAUCCACGUGUGAAAAGGGUGAACUUAGAAAGAAAAUUUGAUCCAACGCAAAAUAUAACUGAAAUUGUUACAGAAAACGGCUUACUAAAAACUAAUUCAGUACCUUUUGAAACAACAACCAUUGGUGAAUACAUUUACAAAACCGCUGGAAAAGACUUAAGCGACGUAUCUUCACCUGCAACCCCAAUGUACAUGUCGUCGAAUGAUACGGGAUCGCCUAUGAUGUCUGCUAACACGGAGUCUGGGAUGGAAGAAAAAAAUAAUGAAACAAAAAAAGGUAUAAUAAUAAAAGAAAUACCAAACAAUGAACCAAUUACUUAUACAAAUAGUCCUAACAAUGAAUACUUGGCAAUGACUCCAUCACCAACAUCCAAUCAAAAUGUUGAAAACUCUUCACAAGUAAACAAUCUUAGUGUAACAAUAUACGAAGUAUCUAGUCAAAAUAAUAACCAAACAUCUACAUCAGCCAAGGCAAUUAAUUCUCACUCAACGGAAUACGAAGACCAUGAAACUGAAAUGAAUCCUUUCCUUCCUGAAGUUGAAAAUAAUAAAGUUCUUGUCAAAAAACUUCAAGAGGGUCAUGAUCUUGAACCUAGCACCUUAAAUGAAACACAAAACGAAAACGGAGAUGAGCAUAGUUCAAUCCAAGUUGAUGGUAAAGUAGACAAAACGCAGGAAAUCAUUACCAAUGCUCCUACAAUAUCUGAAACCACACCAACAAGUAUGUUGCCACUUGAACAAACUUCAGAAAGAGAUGUACCUGUAACAACAGAGGACGAUAUGUUAUUCAACGAUUUACUUCUUAACCCAAGCAAUCAUGAUGAUUCUACGACAGCUAAAAUACAAGUAACAACUCCUGCUACCAACGUAGAAUCAACAACAAGAAACGAUUCUUAUGAAGUUUUGCCCAUUUCAACAUUUCUACUAGACACAGACGACAUAGAUCUGACAAAAACAAUAAAGCCCGCGUUAACUGAAGAUGGAUUAAAUAACGUAGCGCCGACAGAAUAUCUAAGUGUAGUGCCAAUUGAUGAUAAAGAAUCUAUUAAAAAAAAUUACAAAAGUGACAGUGAAGAGCUCAAUUCAAUCAGUGACUCCCCCAAAAAAAGUGAUAGAAGAACAUUAGAUGUAUCAAAUGACGAUUCUGUAAUAAAUAAUGAAGCGUAGUCCAUAGAGGAACUUAGAUGUAAUUAUUAUCAUACAUAAGGUUGUACAUUGUAUUCUAUUUCCUGUGAUUUCUGUCGAUCAAACGCGUAAUCAGUGUCUGCAGUUAAUUCAAGUUAAAACAAAAAUCUUAUAUGGAUAUAGAUUUUUAAGUUCCAAAUAUUUUUGUAUACCUGCUAUAUAACAAUAUUACUGAUAAGUAUUAAGUACUUAAAAUAAAUAUAUUUUUCGUUAGACUAGUCAAAUUAGGGAGUCAUCACCAACGUGUCUAUUGUAGAUUAUUUAUUGUUUCAAGUUAAGAUGCACCUUUGACUAAAAUACAUCAAUCAUGAUUAUAUAUUUACCGAUAUUGAUUAAAACAUAUACAAUGACGUAAAUACCUGAAAUUGUUUGAUUUGUUACCAUAGAUAAUUAUAUUGUAUUGAUAUAUCAUAUUCCUUCUAUGGGCACUACUUAUAUUUAAGUUUUACUGUGGCAUCAAAAACAUACACUAUUGUGUUAAAAGCUCCUUUGCCAUGGAAUAUUGUGAUGUGAUAACUUCCGCAUACCUGUAGCUACAUUCCAUUCGUACAUAAAGUAUAUUUUAAUUUAACAUAGUGAUUUAUUAUGGAAGUGAGGUCUGAUUGUAAAAUAAUAAUAAUUAUAGUAGUUCUUGUUAACUGAGAUAUAUUUUGUAUAAUAUGGUUGAAA